CCGAGGGAGCGUCUGAUUGCCCUUCUUCUCCUAAUGAUUUUUCUAUGGAGAAAUGCUAAUCCAGCAGAACGAUAACUCCGAUCUUGAAGUUGAGGAGAACAUAGAAGGCGAAAAGCAAUGGAUGUUGAUUCGUCUAUGAUGCCAGAGAACGAUCAGGGUCCUGGGCAGAACCACGAACCUCCGGUGGGAGGAACGAUCUCGGCUAUGGACAGGAACGGAGAGCAGCUCGGUGGGGCAGAGCAAUCGGCCGUUUUGGUGCCCCCACAAUCGCAGCCACAACCGACUCAGGUACAGCAACAACAGCAGCCGUCUCAGCCACAGGCGCAACAACCUCAGGUGCAGCAAGCUUCGGUUGCCGGACCAAGGCCUGCUCCAAAUUAUUCGGUCGUAAAUGCGAUAAUCGAGAAGAAAGAGGAUGGCCCGGGGUCUAGGUGUGGUCAUACGUUGACCGCGGUUGCUGCGGUUGGAGAGGAAGGAACGCCUGGGUACAUCGGGCCUCGCCUGAUUCUGUUUGGCGGUGCCACUGCUCUUGAAGGCAACCCUGCGGCGUCUGGACCUCCGCCGUCUGCGGGGAGUGCUGGCAUCCGUCUGGCUGGUGCAACUGCUGAUGUGCACUGUUAUGAUGUUUUGUCAAAUAAAUGGAGCCGGCUUACUCCUCUUGGAGAUCAACCCUCACCGAGGGCAGCCCAUGUGGCGACUGCUGUGGGUACUAUGGUGGUUAUUCAGGGGGGAAUUGGUCCAGCUGGUCUGUCUGCAGAGGAUCUCCAUGUUCUGGACCUCACACCGCAACGACCCCGAUGGCACAGGGUGGUUGUCCAAGGCCCUGGCCCAGGCCCGCGUUAUGGACAUGUAAUGGCACUUGUCGGUCAAAGAUUCCUCCUGGCAAUUGGUGGAAAUGAUGGAAAGCGGCCUUUAGCUGAUGUUUGGGCUCUGGACACAGCUGCCAAGCCUUAUGAAUGGCGGAAAUUGGAGCCAGAAGGUGAAGGUCCACCUCCAUGCAUGUAUGCCACAGCAAGUGCGCGCUCCGAUGGUCUUCUUCUGCUUUGUGGCGGGAGAGAUGCAAACAGUGUGCCACUUGCUAGUGCAUAUGGUCUAGCCAAACAUCGGGAUGGUCGUUGGGAAUGGGCAAUUGCUCCUGGUGUCUCGCCAUCUCCUAGAUAUCAACAUGCAGCGGUUUUUGUUAAUGCACGGCUUCAUGUAUCUGGAGGGGCCCUUGGCGGUGGCCGUAUGGUGGAGGAUUCCUCAAGUGUGGCAGUUUUGGAUACUGCAGCGGGAGUUUGGUGUGAUACAAAGGGUGUUGUUACAAUUCCCAGGACAGGCAGAUAUAGCGCUGAUGCAGCUGGUGGAGAUGCUGAAGUUGAAUUGACGAGGCGUUGUAGGCAUGCAGCAGCUGCUGUUGGUGACUUGAUCUUUAUUUAUGGUGGUCUACGUGGUGGAGUUUUACUAGAUGAUCUGCUUGUUGCUGAAGAUCUUGCUGCUGCUGAAACAACUAGUGCAGCUUCACAUGCUGCUGCAGCAGCUGCUGCUGCAAACAUACAAGCAGGGAGGCUACCUGGGAGGUAUGGAUUUGUUGAUGAAAGAACAAGGUCAACAAUGCCUGAAGCAGUUCCUGAUGGUGCAGUUGUGUUGGGUAAUCCUGUUGCUCCUCCUCUAAAUGGGGAUAUGUAUACAGAUAUAAGCACUGAAAAUGCAAUGCUUCAGGGACCUAGGAGACUGACCAAAGGUGUGGAAUACUUGGUUGAAGCCUCAGCAGCAGAAGCUGAAGCCAUUAGUGCUACCCUAGCUGCUGCCAAAGCCCGACAAGUUAAUGGAGACGUUGAGCAAAUGCCAGACAGGGACCGAGGAGCAGAGGCUACUCCUAGUGGGAAAGAGAUCUCUACCCUCAUUAAAAUGCCUGAUUCUAAUUUGUCAAAUAAUGUGCCUCCGGCUGGAGUUCGGCUGCAUCACAGGGCUGUGGUUGUUGCUGCAGAGACAGGAGGUGCUUUGGGUGGUAUGGUCAGGCAGCUUUCAAUAGAUCAAUUUGAAAAUGAAGGCAGACGAGUUAGCUAUGGCACUCCAGAGAAUGCUACUGCAGCUAGGAAACUAUUAGAUAGGCAAAUGUCUAUCAAUAGUGUGCCUAAGAAGGUGAUUGCACAUCUUCUCAAGCCUCGCGGUUGGAAGCCUCCUGUCCGUAGGCAGUUCUUCUUAGAUUGCAAUGAAAUUGCUGAUCUUUGUGAUAGUGCAGAAAGGAUAUUUUCACAUGAACCCAGUGUGCUACAAAUUAAGGCUCCUGUGAAGAUAUUUGGUGAUUUGCAUGGGCAGUUUGGAGAUCUUAUGCGUCUAUUUGAUGAGUAUGGGUCUCCUUCGACUGCAGGAGACAUAGCUUAUAUCGACUAUCUCUUCCUAGGAGAUUAUGUUGACCGGGGACAACACAGCUUGGAAACAAUUAGUCUUCUGCUUGCCCUGAAGGUUGAGUAUCCGCAUAACGUACAUUUAAUUCGUGGGAACCAUGAGGCUGCAGAUAUCAAUGCUCUGUUUGGCUUCCGGAUUGAGUGCAUUGAGCGUAUGGGUGAGCGGGAUGGAAUUUGGGCGUGGCAUCGCAUAAACCGGUUAUUCAAUUGGCUUCCUCUAGCUGCCCUGAUUGAAAAGAAAAUCAUCUGCAUGCAUGGUGGUAUUGGUCGGUCCAUAAAUCAUGUAGAGCAGAUAGAGAACAUUCAACGCCCGAUUACAAUGGAAGCAGGCUCAGUUGUCCUAAUGGAUUUGUUGUGGUCUGAUCCAACAGAAAACGAUAGUGUUGAAGGAUUACGGCCAAAUGCUAGAGGUCCAGGUUUGGUCACUUUUGGGCCUGAUCGUGUGAUGGAAUUCUGCAACAACAAUGAUCUCCAGUUGAUUGUACGUGCUCACGAGUGUGUGAUGGAUGGCUUUGAGCGUUUUGCACAGGGACAUUUGAUUACUCUUUUCUCUGCCACCAAUUACUGCGGUACUGCAAACAAUGCUGGGGCAAUUUUAGUUUUAGGAAGAGAUCUUGUGGUAGUUCCAAAACUUAUUCACCCAUUACCACCGGCAAUUUCAUCACCGGAAACAUCACCCGAACGGCAUAUUGAAGAUACAUGGAUGCAGGAGCUUAAUGCUAACAGACCUCCGACACCAACUAGAGGCCGCCCUCAAGUUGCAAAUGAUCGGGGUUCUCUUGCCUGGAUUUAGAAUCUUCUUCAAAUUUUUGAUAUUCUUUCAAUGGUCUCGGCAAUCUGAAGCUAGUGUCACAAGCUGGGGUUGUGAUGGUUGUCUUACACGAAGCUUAAUGACUUGAACUUGAAUUUUAAACAUGCAGUCAUGCCAAUUCAAUUAAGGUCUUCACCGUAAACCUCAGUAUCCUCUGCAUAGGAGGAAUUGGCAAAGUGGAAGUCUAAUUAGGGCCGAGUUAAAGCCAAGGUUGCAGAUAGUGGUUGAUCACUGCCAUAAAGGAAGGUACCA
Molecule: messenger RNA, 3453 nt
Organism: Telopea speciosissima
Lineage: Eukaryota; Viridiplantae; Streptophyta; Magnoliopsida; Proteales; Proteaceae
Product: serine/threonine-protein phosphatase BSL3
Exons: 22
Coding region: 118-3183 (1021 amino acids)
Biological process (GO): brassinosteroid mediated signaling pathway
Molecular function (GO): protein binding; phosphoprotein phosphatase activity
Source: RefSeq, a predicted model, not a curated record